AUGACAUCCAAAAUUCAACCUUGUGAUGCUGGGAUAAUAAGAGUUGUCAAGGUAUAUUAUCAUAACAAAUUUUAUCGUAGGAUAUUAGAAGGCUAUGAAGUGGGACAAACUGAUCCAGCAAAGAUUAAUGUUUUGGAUGCUAUCAAUUUUGCAAUCCCUGCUUGGACAACAAAUGUUCAGCAAGAGACAAUAGCAAAUUGUUUUCGACACUGUAAAAUUCGUUUGGGGGAUGCAAUCUUAGAGAAUUUGAAUGAAGCCACUUGUGAAAACAUCAUUCAUGAACUUGAGGUCAUGAUUGAUGAUCUCGGUUACCACAAUAAAAUGGAUGUCAAUAACUUGUUGGAUUAUCCGGGUGAAAGUGAUACAUGUUCAGAAGUCCAGAGCUUGAAAGAAAUUGUGGAUACUAUCAGAAAAAACAAUGUUGAUGAUAAAGUCGAAGAUGAUAGUAUACCUUUGGAAGCAGUUACGCUUUCUGGACGUAUAAGUUCUUGA
Messenger RNA from Solanum tuberosum (potato), 492 nucleotides. RefSeq lists its product as uncharacterized. Lineage: Eukaryota; Viridiplantae; Streptophyta; Magnoliopsida; Solanales; Solanaceae. Bases 1 to 492 code for a protein of 163 amino acids. Gene Ontology annotation, molecular function: nucleic acid binding. The transcript is spliced from 2 exons. The record is from RefSeq and is a predicted model, not a curated record.